AUGGCAUUCCAGUUUAGCAAAUCCAACCUGCCGAAACAGCUUUUCAUCAACAAUAGAUACGUUGACUCGAAGCACUAUGAAAAGCUUCAACUGUACAAUCCAAAGGACGGCUCUCUGGUCGCCGAUGAUGUCCCCCUCGCGGCCGACCAGGAUGUCGAUCUGGCCGUAGCUGCCGCGGAAGCUGCAUUUCCCCAAUGGAAGAUUACAACACCUUCUGCUCGCCGGGACAUGAUGCUCAAAUUGGCCAAUCUAAUAGUCGAGCACGGCGCCGCGCUCGCAGAGCUAACAAGAAUCACCCUUGGGGCACCAAUGCAUGUCUUCGGUGAGUGGGAAAUCCGUCGAACUGCAGAAGCAUUCAGGUAUUUCGCCGGCUGGACAGACAAGAUCAGCGGCCAGUCUUUUUCAAACGAGGACGGCUUCGUCAAUAUUGUCAUCAACGAGCCACUUGGUGUGACGGCGGGAAUUACGCCUUGGAACGUCCCUCUUCUGACCGUCGGUCUCAAGGCUGGUCCAGCUCUUGCCACAGGGAACUGUUUUAUUCUAAAGCCGUCCGAAAAAACCCCGUUUGCCUGCUUGGCUUUGGGGGCACUGAUCUGUGAGGCGGGCUUUCCGGCUGGUGUCUUCCAGGUCCUGAGUGGGAAUGGACUGACAGGAUCACUCCUCGCGAGCCAUAUGAGGAUUCGCAAGAUCAGCUUUACUGGAUCCAUCGCAACGGGGAAAAAGAUCCAGGAGGCAGCUGCGAAGAGCAAUCUGAAGCGUAUCACCCUGGAGCUCGGUGGUAAGUCUCCAGCAGUGAUCUUUGACGACUGUAAUCUGGCCAAUGCCAUUCGGUGGACAUCGCAAGCUAUCACAACCAUCAGUGGACAGUCCUGCUUUGCCGCAACAAGGCUUUAUGUGCAAGAGGGCAUCGCAGACCGUUUUAUUAGUGGAUAUAGAGAGGCCAUAUUGGAGAUCACACGCAAUAUUGGCGACCCUGAUAGCACAUCUACGCAAAUGGGUCCUUUGGUUGACUCUUCCCAGCACAAACGGGUCGUGGGCUUCAUUGAUCUGGGGAAGAAUACUCAUGGUGGUUUGCUGACAGGUGGCCAACGGCUUGGAGACAAGGGAUUCUUCGUUGAGCCCGCUAUAUUCCUGGAUGUCCCCGAAGAUGCCCACAUAAUGCGAGAGGAGAUAUUCGGACCUGUCGUAAUCAUCAAUACCUUUAAGACUGAGGCAGAGGUGAUGCAGAAGGCCAACGACUCCGAGUUUGGUCUCAUGGCCGGGGUAUUCUCUCAGGACAUCAACCGGGCUUUGCGCUGUGCCUCGAACUUCGAGAGCGGCAUGGUGGGCAUCAACUGCGUCAGCCUCAUGUUUCUUACGGCGCCGCUGGGGGGAAUGAAGCAAAGCGGCCAGGGCAGGGAAUGUGGGGAAGCUGGGUGGAGGUCAUUUGUAGAACCAAAGACAAUCAUGAUCAAUAUGUCGUAUUAG
Molecule: messenger RNA, 1467 nt
Organism: Fonsecaea multimorphosa CBS 102226
Lineage: Eukaryota; Fungi; Ascomycota; Eurotiomycetes; Chaetothyriales; Herpotrichiellaceae
Exons: 3
Coding region: 1-1467 (488 amino acids)
Molecular function (GO): aldehyde dehydrogenase (NAD+) activity
Source: RefSeq, a predicted model, not a curated record